AUGUCUCAAGUUCCCCCAGAGGUCCUCAUUCAUAUCCUCAAACACCUCCAUACUCCCAGGGAUCUCUAUCAUUCAUUACUAGUUUCGCGCUCAUGGUGCGAAUGCUCAGUUGAGCUACUAUGGCACCGCCCUACUUUCACCAGGCUUUCCACCCUCGUGAAAAUGAUGAGGGUCCUUAGUAGAGGCGACCAGACUUUCACUUACAGUCGCUUCAUCCGCCGUCUCAAUUUCCUAUUCCUCGGUGCCGACCUUACCGACGCCCUUUUCUCCCGCUUAGCGCAGUGCGACCACUUGGAGCGCUUGACGCUCGUAAAUUGCAACUCUAUCUCCGAAGAGGCCCUUCUUCGCGUACUGCCUUGCCUACCGAAUCUGGUCGCUAUUGAUCUCACAGGAGUCGUCGAAACUUCAGAUCAAAUCAUCAUCGGCCUGGCAUCAGCUGCUAGACGCCUACAAGGCAUCAAUCUCGCAGGAUGCAGACUGGUUACCGACGCCGGCGUGUAUGCGCUAGCUUCCAGCUGUCCCCUUCUCCGUCGCGUCAAACUCAGUGGCGUUGAUCAGGUCACAGACGGUCCUGUUUCAGCUCUUGCCAAGUCUUGCCCCCUCCUUCUGGAGAUUGACUUGAAUAAUUGCAAACGCAUUACAGAUAUCUCUGUCCGCGACAUAUGGACCUACUCUACACAUAUGCGUGAAAUGAGGUUAUCCCAGUGCGUCGAGCUCACCGAUGCCGCCUUCCCAGCGCCAGUCAAGCCUCAGGUCACCCCGCGGAAUAACCCUUUCCCAGCCGCUCCUCUGAGCCAAGAUGAAGGGAUUCCGCCUUUAGUGAUCCCAAGGCCCUUGGAUCACCUUCGCAUGCUAGAUUUGACGGGCUGCGCGCUUAUCACGGAUGAUGCUGUUGACGGGAUUAUUUCCCAUGCCUCAAAAAUCCGGAACCUCGUUCUCUCGAAAUGCAUCCAAUUGACGGAUAGGACUGUAGAGAAUAUUUGUGUUCUCGGCAAGCAUCUGCACUAUUUGCAUCUCGGACAUGCGGCCAACAUCACGGACCGCUCAAUUAAGACGCUUGCACGGUGCUGCACCCGCCUGCGUUAUGUUGACUUUGCAAACUGCGUUCUUCUGACUGACAUGUCCGUCUUCGAGCUCUCCAGCUUACCUAAGCUCAGAAGAAUUGGUCUUGUGCGCGUCAGCAAUCUGACAGACGAGGCAAUAUACGCUCUUGCUGAGCGACACAGUACUCUAGAACGCAUUCAUCUUUCCUACUGCGAUCAAAUAUCGGUCAUGGCCGUUCACUUCCUACUGCAAAAGCUCCACAAGCUCACUCAUCUGAGCUUGACGGGUAUCCCUUCUUUCAGAAAACCCGAGUUGCAACAGUUCUGUCGUCAACCUCCGCAGGAGUUCAAUAUGAGCCAAAGGAUGGCUUUUUGCGUCUACUCGGGCAGCGGCGUUGCUAAACUGAGAAGCUUCUUGACGGACUUAUUCAAUACGAUCACGGAAGAUAUGAACGCUGACGAUGAUGAAACGGAGUACGACGACGACUUUGACGAAGGAUUCGUUGAAGGUGCCAUGGAUGCUGAUAUGGAGGGUGGAAUGGAUGGCGAUGUUGACGAAGACUUUAUGCACGAUGGAAGAUAUAACUUCCACCAUGCGCCCCAUCCAGCUUCCUCCACACUCCGCAUGAGUCACCCAGAAAUUAUCACUCCUAUCUCGCAGCACCCCGAGCUUGCGAUGCAGCGUGAUAUGACCUUGCGGCCAGGCCAUGUCCCCAUUGCCUCAGCUCCAGCUGUGUUCUCUGCUAACAGUCCACCGCCGCCUGCGUCAUAUGCUUUUAAUCUGCAACCCGUAGCGGGGCCGUCCAAUCCCGUUAUGAGACGAUCUCGCAUGUUUGGUUACCAGCCCGUCGUUGAGACUUCCACUUCCCCCCCUCAGAGCGACGUCGCAUCCAAUCGCAGUACUGGUACACAAUCGAACGGGGCGGGUUUUUUCCGUACAUACCAAGAGCCGACAUCUUCUGCUAGAAGUAAUGGCGCCAUAACUCCCGAUUACAACUUUGCGGAGAUAGGUCAUGGUCGGGGCACAGAGCAUGAUAAUAUCGAUCAUAUCGGUCCACCACCUCAUCAGUUGGCAAGACACAGUUUUACCCCGACGGCGUCGUUCAAUGCCGCUGCGGGGCCUUCGACCCAGGGCAUCACCCAAGUGAUGCACUCGGCGAAUUUUGAUUUCCGCCUCGGACAAAACCCCGAACGUCACACUUUGAUGACAGACCAAGCAAAGAUGACUAAUAACUACUAUCUAACCCCGGCCGGGGGAUCUUCCGACCGCCUCGUGCCAUGGCCUCCCAUGCGCACUGAGCCCAUGUACGAUAUUCCGUCGCACAGCAGCCAGGAGCUACAGGAAUCCGUUCAGGCUGCUCUCAGCCCUCCGACAGACCCCCGUGAUUCUGAAGGAAGAGGCAGGAGUGUCAAGAGAAGCCUUCGAAACACCUUUCACGCUGCUGAGCAUUUUUUCUUCGGCCGCGGGUCGAAUUCGAAUGGGCAGGUCCCUGAUUCGAACGUCCCAAACGCCUGGGCCCAAGGGAAUGUAAAUAGCACUGGCGAUACAGCUGGGAAUGGCGGUCAGCCUCGUUAA
Molecule: messenger RNA, 2619 nt
Organism: Suillus clintonianus
Lineage: Eukaryota; Fungi; Basidiomycota; Agaricomycetes; Boletales; Suillaceae
Exons: 3
Coding region: 1-2619 (872 amino acids)
Molecular function (GO): protein binding
Source: RefSeq, a predicted model, not a curated record